Messenger RNA from Eutrema salsugineum, 991 nucleotides. RefSeq names its product eukaryotic translation initiation factor 3 subunit G. The transcript is spliced from 3 exons. The coding region runs from base 311 to 826 and encodes 171 amino acids. Gene Ontology annotation, molecular function: RNA binding. The record is from RefSeq and is a predicted model, not a curated record. Lineage: Eukaryota; Viridiplantae; Streptophyta; Magnoliopsida; Brassicales; Brassicaceae.
GGCUGCACGACGGACCAAAGUCGCCAUUUUUGUGUUUGAGAGAGAACAAUACCUCCGACUCCGAGUUGUAGCCUUUUUAAGUUACCGUCGUAGACAUUAAACCGGCAUAUCUGAAAUCCGAAACCAGAAGAAGAUGGCGAUCGAUUCGAUGGAGAGAGUUAAAGAUUUCCGAUGAGGAGAUAUUGUGAUCAAUCACCUUUUAUACCAUUCUGAUUGGGCACAAGUUUAACGACGAGGGCAAAAGGGUCAAAUCACGACCACUAUUCGAGUCCAGAAGCGAGCACUGCAGGGCGAAGGUAGCCACCAUACCAUGCGUUCGACCGAGGAUAAUCAUUUGGAACGAAUUAGGGCUCCUGGUAGCAUUGCGGAGGAAGCAAUGGUGUGUAGGCUAUGCGACAUGAGACGUGACCAUUGGACAUCAAGAUGUCCUCAGAAGGAUCUCUUAUCCUUAAUGGAAACGCCAUUAACGGCAGAAGCUUCUACAUCGACUGCAGCUGAAAAGGCCGCUUAUGUGCCGCCAAGCAGGAGACCAGGUGCAAAGAUAUGUUUUACUAAUUCAGACAGGAGAAGGAGGAACGAUGAGAACACUGUCCGUGUGACUAACUUGUCUGAAUACGCCCGUGAACCGGAUCUGAUGGAGUUGUUCUGUCCGUUUGGUGCUGUCCGAGCCUAUGUGGCCAUUGACCAGAAGACGACCAUGAGCAAGGGAUUUGGUUUUGUCAGUUUUGCAAGUAGGGAAGAUGCACAGCGUGCAAUCAACGGAUUGAAUGGAUUUGGUUAUGAUAACCUCAUCCUUAGGGUUGAAUGGGCAGCUCCAUUUUUAUAGGUUUCUUUUCUUUUUGAUGAUGCUCGAUGACUCAAUGCAUAGGAGAAAAUCUACACUCUACAUUUUUAGUCUCUGGUUAGAAUUUUUUAUUCUCUGGUUGCAUUUCUUUUUGGUUGUAAAUUCGUGUUUGCCAUUAUUCAUUUUUGUCAUUUUAUAUGGCAUUGU